UCUUUUUUUUUUUAAUAGUGCACCCCCCAAAGUCACUAUUGGGAGUGGGAGGUUCUGCAUUUUCAGGCCAGGAGGCCGUGGGAAGAGCCGAAAGGAGCUUGGAUGGCUUUCCCACUGGAGUUUGCUGGGAUGAGCUAGGCUGGUCCCGCUCGCCCCUCAGCACCAGCAGCAGCCCCUUGCAGGUGGAGGCUCCAUCCUCCCCAUCCUCGGGUUCACAGAGGUCACGGCCAAACGACGCCAUCAGGUGCGAACCGACUUGUUACAGCUCCCUGCUCCUCUGCAGCGCCACCAAAACAUUCCCCGGCCGGCCCAGGCGGGAGGGUGGCUCCUGCCGGGGCAGACUCCAGCCCGCAGGUACAUGACACGUCCAUGGGAGGAGGGAUGGGAGGGAGUGGCGGCUCCCGGCGCUCCCGAAGCCGCGGAGCAGAGGGAUCGCAGCCCGAUGAGAGCGGCGUGCCCGGGCAGCGGGCACCUUCGGCUCGGGGGACACCGGGGACACAGGGUCCCACAGCUCUUCUAGCCCCGGACCGCCACGGAGCACCAUGGCGUGGCUGUUCCUCACCAUUUCUUGUUUAACGUUCAUCGCUGCAAAGUCAGGAGAAAACCCCGAGGUGUCCAUGGAUGUUGGUGAAAUCAUCCAGCACCACGGGUACCCCUACGAGGAGCACGAGGUGCUGACAGAGGAUGGCUAUUACCUCACCCUGCAGAGGAUUCCCCACGGCAGAGACAACCCGGACAGCUUCAGCCUCCCCCACAAGGCAGGGCCGCAGGCAUCCAACAUGUUCUGUGCCCCUCCAAAGGCCGUGGUCCUCCUGCAGCAUGGCCUGGUGCUGGAGGGAAGCAACUGGGUCACCAACCUACCCAACAGCAGCCUGGGCUUCAUCCUCGCCGACGCUGGCUACGACGUCUGGAUCGGCAACAGCCGGGGCAACAGCUGGUCACGGAAACACCAGGAGUUUGAAUUCUACCAGCAGGAAUACUCAGCCUACAGCUUCCAUGAGAUGGCCAUGUAUGACCUGCCAGCCACCAUCAACUACAUCCUGCAGAAAUCGGGGCAGGAGCAGCUGUACUACGUGGCUUACUCCCAAGGCACCACCACAGGUUUCAUCGCCUUCUCAUCCAUGCCCGAACUGGAUCGCAAAAUCAAGAUGUUCUUCGCCUUGGCUCCGAUCACUGUGAACUCACACAUGAAGUCCCCCCUGGUGAGGGUGUUUGACCUUCCAGAGGUGCUGAUCAAGCUGGUUUUAGGACGCACAGUGGUCUUUGAUAAGGACGAGGUCUUGAAGCAAGUGAUUUCCAGGGCGUGCACCUACCCCGUGCUGAAGGUCCUGUGUGCUUUCGUGUUUUACCUGCCCGGUGGGUUCACCAACAGCUUGAACGUGAGCCGUGUCGAUGUCUACCUGGCCCGCUACCCGGACUCCACAUCCCUAAAAAACAUGUUGCACUGGCGCCAGCUCUAUCAGACAGGGGAAUUCAAGCACUAUGAUUACGGCAGUGACAACGUGCUUCAUUACAACCAGACCACUCCUCCCUUCUACGAGCUGGAGAACAUGAAAACCCCGCUGGCUACCUGGUAUGGGGGCAGGGACUGGAUUUCAGCCCCCGAGGAUGUGAACAUCACCCUGCCCCGCAUCUCCAACGUGGCCUACAAAAAGUACAUCCCCGAAUUCGUCCACUUCGACUUCCUCUGGGGCAAGCAGGUCUACGAGCAGGUGUACAAAGAAAUGCUUGACCUGAUGGAGAAGGGCGCCUAGAGCUGGAGCAGUGGCAGUGAUUGUUGGCUUCUCAGUGACUCCUGGGGCUUCUUUCAUUUGGGAAGGAAAAAAAAAAAAAAGGAAAAAAAAAAGCGAAGAAAAACUGGAGGGAUAAAGCUCAAUAAACUCAUAUACUUGGUCUGGAUUGAUCUUACCCUUGCCAGUGAGACAAACCAGCCAGUCCAAUGAUGGGGAAAGCACUCUGGAUUGAGGUUCAGCAGGUCCCUGCAGAAGCUGAGCGUGGCCCUCACACCCUGAGUCUCCAUGUGCCUCACUCACAGGUUCCCAGCAAUAACCAAUCUCAGUGGAAUUCGGCUCCUGGUGGCCACUGUGGACUCUGGGCUCUUUGAGCUUGGGCUCCCAGCUGCAAACAGCUGGACAGAAGCUCCGUGCCCUCCUGGACGCUGGUGUGAGCCCACAGGGGCAGGUCUGCUGGGAUGAAACCACGCAGUGGAUGGAUCCUGCCUGGUUUUAUUCACCUGCUGGCAACACUUCCACACCAAGAAUCCCAACAUCCUGCCCUCUCUGCCUCCAUUCACCGUGGGAAGGAGCUGUGACCUCCCUGCCUGGCGACAGUGAGGAGUGGCCUUAGGGUUUUUUUCCAUGAGAACUGCCCACUUUACUAACAAAGGGGACAUCUUUCUCAGAUUCCUGCUGAUUUGAAUAAUCUUACUUAUACACAAAGGAGUUUCAAUGAGUUCUAUCAGGAAACACCGUUUUGCUAUAUUUAAACACUUUAAGCUAUUCUAAGGCACAAACCCACCUGCAAAGGCCACCUUUUGCUGCCUCUCAGGGAAUGCUUUUGCAGGAGACAGAACAAGAGUGUGGUGGAAAGCAGUAAUGAGCCUAAAUCUGUUUUCAGCUUCUGGAUUAAAUUAAAUUUAACAAUUUAACAAUAUUAUUUUAAUAAUUUAACAAUCCUUGAUUAGAGGAGGAAUUCUGAGCUUGCUGGUUUGUGUAACUAUCUUCUUAAAAUAUGCCUGGGAGCAAGCAGGGCAAAGGAUAAGGUUCUCUUUCCACAAAUAUGUAAUAAUAAUAAUAACAAUAAAUUGGAUAGGGUCU
Messenger RNA from Prinia subflava (tawny-flanked prinia), 2816 nucleotides. RefSeq names its product lysosomal acid lipase/cholesteryl ester hydrolase-like. Gene Ontology annotation, biological process: lipid metabolic process. The coding region runs from base 543 to 1754 and encodes 403 amino acids. NCBI's taxonomy places the organism in Eukaryota, Metazoa, Chordata, Aves, Passeriformes, Cisticolidae. The record is from RefSeq and is a predicted model, not a curated record. The transcript has 10 exons. Gene Ontology annotation, molecular function: hydrolase activity, acting on ester bonds.